Mauremys mutica (yellowpond turtle) is the source of this 3029-nucleotide messenger RNA. RefSeq lists its product as uncharacterized. Bases 876 to 1505 code for a protein of 209 amino acids. Lineage: Eukaryota; Metazoa; Chordata; Testudines; Geoemydidae. The record is from RefSeq and is a predicted model, not a curated record. The transcript is spliced from 5 exons.
ACCUGGUCGAGCCUGACUCGGAGCCCAGGAAGCUGGUUCGGUCGGGUCCAGUCCGUGAGGUAUCAGCUGCCGGUGAGUCUGACUAACCCGAGACUGAUCCAACGCCUGAAGUUCGGGCAUGUGGGAGAGAGAUGCGCUGCCCGGUCCAAGCUGAGGUGCCGGAACAAAUCGGCCCGACCCAGAAGUUACUGAACCUUUGAAGGGCUUCCCCAAGGACUGAUUCCCGGUUCCGAGGCGAACCGGGCCGCAUAACAUUAUUUGGAGAAAGGAGAUGAGGCCCAGUUCAAACACUGCUGACUGCAAAUAACUUUCUCAAGGGAAAGGGGAGACCAGAACCCAGCAGACCCAGGCCAGUGCAUCCAGGGAAGGAGAGAUCAGAAGCAGUGCACCAAGAGGAGGAGACUUCAGAAGCCAUUAGAAACAGGUCAAAAUACAGAAAGGGAAAAGCAACUGGAAUCCACCAGAAACGGGUCAAGCUACCAAAGGAAGAAGGCACCAGAACUCAGCCGAACCACGUUCAGGGGUCAAGGAAAGGAGAGAGCAGAACCCAGUCACCGUAUCAAGGAGACGUGUAAUUAGGGCCCAUCACUGACCCAGGUCUGCUUAUCCGAGGAAGGGGAAAGCAGGACUCGAGGACAGAUGAGAACAGAAUGGACUGAAUGGCGGAAGACGGCAACAGUUGACAGGGUUGAUCGUUGUGGAGAAAACAAGGCCAGAUCAACUUGCUUUGCGGGACUGGAUUCAGCCAAGUGAGUGAGGCUAAUUAGAGCCAAGGCUAGAGGGGUUUGUUCCAAAGCCUGGUUGGGGUUUCUACAUGUAACCACGUCUGGUUUGUGUGAGGAGCCCGGAAGCAGAAGGAGAGAGCACAUCGGGCAAUGCCAGAGAUGACCCAGCCCAGCGAUGUGCUAACACCUCCUCCCACUGCCAGCGCUUCCAUGGAUGGCAAUGUAGUGGCCAUCAUCAUAGCUGCAACAGUUUCUUCGUCUGUGUUUGUAGUGGCGAUAUUGGUGCUGCUACUGCUCUUGUACCACCGGGACCCCCUGUGCUGCCAGUUCCUCUGCUCCUGCCGUUUCUUUCAGAGUCCCAGCCAAUAUGAUUGUCCUCCUCCAUACUUCAGCAGUAACCAGCGGCUGGUGGGACCCCCAGCGGGAGCACAGCCAUUGGAGAGCCCUGCCGAGAAUCCUGGGGUGCAGGGAGAUGAACUAUUCUGCGUUGGAUCCCCCAGCAGCUAUCAGCUCCCGCCCUGGGAGCAGCUCCGCUUGCCAAGCUACGAGAGCGUGCGGAAGAAGGAUCGGCAGCGGGAGAUCCAUCAGCUGAUUGCCGAGAGGUUUGGACUGUGGGUAGAGCCCUCCCAGGAGCUGCCACCUCCUUAUGAGCAAGCCCUAAGGCAUCCUCCAGCUGCCCCAGGAACUGGAGCAGGGUCAGAGUUACCAGAUGGACACAGAUUGCUGGACACGUUCCAGGCCUCCAUCAACUACCAAACUCAAAGGAACACAGCUGUGUAGAACGGGAAUCAACCCUGGAACACCUCCCCUUCCUUCUGUGGCAAGGUCAGCAGGGCCUGUGCUGUCUCUCCCUUCCAGCAGGGCGGAAUGGAACUUCAUGCCUUCAUCCAGUCACACACAGCUGAGAACCCCUUGUGCAAAUCACAGGCAAAGCAAUGGAGAUUUCCAUCAACUCACUCCCCUACAAGAACGAAGGUGGAGUGACUACCAGGAUCGAUUUAGCAGCCAUCUCUCUCUCCCAGAAACAGUGGACUAAACCUGAGGGGAUUUCUGCUCCACUAUUUUCACUCUAGUAACCUUAUCUUAACCAAAGACCAUGGAAUAAUCCUCAGCCAUUUCUGUUGUACGUGAGGGGGCACAGCAAAGGUGAUGGUCCACUCAGCCAAGGACGCUGGAGCAAAGGCAUGGGGCUGUUUCACUGUAACGUACGCCUCUGUGAGGCUGCAGCAGCUACUGCCGCACACUCCAAGUAUUAAACCUCAGAAGCUAGGCAUCUCGUCCUCAAAUGCUUUAUCUUAUCUACUUCUUAUGUUGUAAAAACAUUUACCUUAUCAGGUACCAGUGGGAAUCCUGACCUGCAGGUGACAGAAUGAAUGUAUUUGUCCUAGAGCUGCUAUCAUCAAAUCAUAGUUCCCUGCUCCACAUUCCUCGGGGAUUUAAAAAUGCUACGUGGAGGAAGGCUUGUAAGUUCCGACAAGAUAAAGGUUCAGCAAGGGCUAGGACUCUUGGGAUUGUACAGCAAGUUACUCCACAAUGCUGUAAACAAAGGCAGAGAACAGCCGCAUUUCAGAACAGCAUGAGCUGUGUGCCAAACCGUGCAGCUGGGACUUCACUCUGAAAGGUGCAAGGGUAGAACCAUGCUGAUGACACCCUAAGUUACUCGGUUCCCCUUCAUAAACAAAUGGCUAUUUGAAUUCUGGACAUCAGAUCAUCUGAUUUCCCCAGUGCUGAUGUAACUGCAACUCAGAUUUUCAACUACUUUUUUGUAUUUCAGGACAAACUUUUAAAAUGUUGUUUACAAUGUUGUAGAUAAAACAGGGCCAGUCCCAUCUGUCUGCUGUGUGACUGAGUGCUGUGGAAUGACUGCAGCCUGACAAGACUGAAGUUUUGUUGUUUGGAUUACGCCUCUUUCACCCUUCAGCUGACGAGUAUGAUGCUCUCACAGACUUCUUUGCCCAGUUGGGAGUUCCAAACUUAGACAAAUUAGCUUUGGAACUGUGAGCACAUCACCUCCUCUAAGUCAAGGGGGCAUGGAGUUAAUCUGUUGACAAAACCUAAUCAGGCUUUCAUGUCUUAAUAGUUCCCCCACCACACACACACACUUUUUUUUUGGGUGGUUACAAGAGGGGAAGGGAAAGUUCUCUUCUGCGGUAUCUGGAACCUAAACACAACAGUAUAGUGUCAGUGACUGAGAACCAGGAAGUAAAAGUGACUCCCUAAAAAAAUGAUUUGAAGUUUACUAAUCUAAAGAGGCAGGAGGCCGGGAUAAGGAUUUUUUUAAAGGCACACUAUGCUAGAAAUUAU